Molecule: messenger RNA, 2202 nt
Organism: Adelges cooleyi (spruce gall adelgid)
Lineage: Eukaryota; Metazoa; Arthropoda; Insecta; Hemiptera; Adelgidae
Product: zinc finger CCCH domain-containing protein 11A-like
Exons: 6
Coding region: 935-1363 (142 amino acids)
Molecular function (GO): metal ion binding
Source: RefSeq, a predicted model, not a curated record
GCCCGCACUGCGCACAGCCCCGCCGUGCCCGUAAACUAACCUAUCCUGUAUAAAAUUUUUUAAACUUUACAAAUAUAUAAGUUUAGUUAGCAGACUCGUUCCGGAACUUACUACUGCCUGGUCGCAUUACAUUACAGGACGGACAAACCGAGAAUAAUGAACAUAGUAUAUGCUUACAACAAAAAAAAAAUGGUUAUCAUGACGAAAAAAGUCAAAGGUAUGUCGGCGACUCGUGAUAGCCAUUAAAAUGGCUGCCUGUAGUCGCGUAUUGACAUAAACUGCAGCUCAGCUUGAUGUGGGCGGAAUUCAAACUGUUAAGGACGGCAGGAUACCGGGUGUUGGGCACUCUUUCUCUCCGCGUGAACAAAAUUAUCCUAGGAUUGCAGGCUUCCGACGUCUAGGAGGAGCUUACAGGUUUUUUAAAGUUAAGAUCUGAUAAUAAACUUGUCAUUGGAAAAGACGUGUACAAUGGAAAAAAAUGGUCCUUGGUAACGCAUGCAAUUUGGGAAAAGUGGUGCUAUCCCGGCAGCGGUAAGAAUUCAAAGAGGUUAAGGACAUGCGGUCGCUGCUGUUUGCCGAAAAACACCGAUAACUCACGAACGUACGGCGAGCGUGUAUUUUGACUUUUGUGACUAAAUUUUUUCCUUUUCGAUUUCGACUUUCGUUUCUGUUUAGAUUUUUGUUCGUUCUGUUGGCCGUUUGCUCCGACCGCCGCCAGUGGUCUCUGAAUAUUGUUGAUGUUUCUAUGAUUUUAUUCGCAUCACAUUAGUGUAAUUACAGAUAAUAGAAAAAACAACACCGAAUCAUCGCGCGGACGACUCAGCGCGCCCGUCCGAUUUUUUUUUGGACACCGCUGGCCAACGCAGGCAACGGCAAUCCGUCGUGUACCGCACAGUUUGAAUAAACCGAUCGAUCGUCACAUACAGUCGGAGAAAUGGAGAAGAACGACAAGAAAAACAACGAUUGUUAUUUUUUCUUUUAUUCAACGUGUAUGAAGGGAGACAAAUGUCCGUUUCGUCACGAACCCCUAGCGUUAGGAUGCGAGAUGGUUUGCAGUUAUUGGCAGAGCGGAAAAUGUGAAAACGAUCAUUGCGCGCUACGCCACAUGGAAUUAAAAAAAAAUAGAAAAGCUAUACAGUGUUAUUGGGAAAAACAGCCGACGGGAUGUCGUAAGCCAUUCUGCGCAUUUAUGCAUACCAAGCCUCGCGAGACUACUGAAGAUCCAGGCGCCAUGGCAAUUGCGGCAAACACCAUGGCCAUUGAAAAAAGUUUUCGUAUGAAUCCGUUGGCCGGUGUUGCGUUGAGCGUAGGCCCUGAAGCAGCUAUGCGGCCCCGUUAUGAUCAGCCAUUAAGAAUGAAUUGACAACCAAUGAAUGCAAGUUCGGCACCGUCUGUGUAUAGCAAUUCUGUCGUCUCACUGCCAUAUAUAUUCAGUAAUAAUAGUAAUAAUAAUACGUCUUCUGCUACCGUGUUUCUCGAUCGUAGAAACUUCAACGGCUCCAUGUAAAUUUCAACAAAAAACCAACUAAAUAUUUUUUUUUUCCCCAAGAAGAUAUUUUUUGUUUGAAAUUAAUUUCAGUUUCCAUUCAUCGAGCUAUUAAGUUAAAAAAAAAACUCGGUAUUUAAUUAAUUUUCAUUCAACACCAAAUUCUAAUUGGCCGAAGCUUGUUUUUCUUUAUUUUCAUUAACAAAUGUUAUUUUUUUUUAUUAUUAUUUUAUAAAACUUUGUUAUUAUUUUUUAAAGUCUUAUUUAUUUAAGUUUUUGGACAUGUAUUAAUAUGAGCAUUUUGUUUUAAGUAUAUUUAUCUGUGCACGAUUGUUAAAUUUAAAAAAAAACAAAAAACGUGUGUUGUGCACAUAUUUUCUACGUUUGAUCAGCUCAAUUUUUAUUAAUCUGUUUGUAUCGCAAAUGUGCUUUAAGGAAAAACAAUAAACUAAUGCUUUUCGUUUUUGACCUUAACCAUUUUUACAUUAUAAACUAUAAAUAGACAUAUGUUAGAUUGUUAUUUUUCUUUUAUUUAUUACUUUAUGUUUGUAAUAAAAAUAUAUGUGACUAAAUUGAUAUGCAUGUUUAAUAUAAUAACAUUUAUAUAUUGCUAUUAUUCAAAGAGUAUAUUUUAGAUGUGGCUAGUCAAAGCACACAUAAACUAAUCAGUAUGAAAGAAAUAAUUACCAGUAAUACAAGUUGUUAUUUGAACAGUU